This is a messenger RNA of Aspergillus ibericus CBS 121593, 519 nucleotides long. RefSeq lists its product as uncharacterized. The transcript has a single exon. Bases 102 to 362 code for a protein of 86 amino acids. The record is from RefSeq and is a predicted model, not a curated record. Lineage: Eukaryota; Fungi; Ascomycota; Eurotiomycetes; Eurotiales; Aspergillaceae.
CAUCGUUCAUUUCACAUCAUCAUCAGCUCAUCAUCGCAAGCAAACAAGCUAUCCACAUUAUCCCUCAAAACAAACCCACAAACAACACUCCAAUCUUCAACAUGAAGCUCAUCGCUAUCUUCGGCCUCUUGGCAGCUCUUUCCAUUGCUACUCCUGCUCCUGUUGGUAAGAAUAUCCAAUCCCUUUCCGUGGCACUGGGGAUGUCCUCAAUUAUCAGAGUAGCUAACAAGUUGCAGCGCACCCCGAGGAAGAAGUGCCGGCCAAUGUCGACGAAAUCUCCAAGGCUCUCUACGGUGGCAAGUGGAAGGAUGUUUAGGGGGUUGUGUUGGAUGAAUGUGCAACGGUCAAGUUCUCAUCUGUGAUAAUGUUGGGAAUCUCAGAUGCCAAGUUGUGCAUUGGUAUUACAUUGGGUGUCAUGGUUGUAGUUAGGACUAUCUACACUCAUUGACAAUAUGACAUCCUAUAUCUCUGAAUUUAUCUGCAUGGUCGAUUAUUGAUAUAUUAUCAUCCUUACAGGGU